ACCAGCUUGACAACGCGUCUCCUCCGUGAAUGAAAGCCACCAAACCCUCCGUCCAGAAUAUACCCCGUGCUUCCUUUGUUGAGCCAUAUUCGCGAAGCCGACAGCUCCGACACCCUAUUCUCACGACGUUAUAGGUCCCUCCCUUGCUCUUCAUCGAAGCUCCAGCUCCGUACACUGCGCGGCAGUGGCCGCCAGGGAGGUCAACUCUCGUCCGCAAUCGUCCCUCGACGCCUUGUGUUAAUUCCUUCUCCGGUCACCCUCACCAUCCUGCUACUCAUCUCACUAUGUCAUCUGCCUCAACCCGUUCUUACCUGCAUCGUCGCCUCGAUAGCAGCAGGAGCACUACCCGGUCGAGGGCGUCUUCCCGAGCCCAACAGCAGACUGUCAGCUACGACGAAGCUUACUCCUUCGCCCUCCGCAUCGCCUACCUCAAUCAUCUAUUGCAGCCACCGACGAAGCGAAAACAAUGGGUCCCGGCGCCGAAACCCGUUGAGCGGCAGAACUCCAGCGCCUUAAUCGGCCAAUUCGCCUCGGGCAGCGUCAGACUGCCCCAUGGUUUUCGCCCCGACUUGGAAAAGAAGAUGAAAGAGGUUCUCCAGGGCACGUCCCCGCUACCAGGCUAUAACGAUCCGGCCGUCAAGAGGAGCUUUGCGCUCGCCUUCAACUCCUUCACCGAGAGGGCGUUCCAAAAGUCGGUGGAUAAGGACAGGAAGAUUGAGCCCUACAUCCUCAUGUUUUACUCCUCCGCUCGCAAAGCGGCCCAGUCGACCGCCGCCCACAACGGUUCCGCGCACGACGACUCCUCGAAACUAUUAGCCGACCGACACAUCGCUCUGUUUGUGCGUUUGGUCUCCCAUAUGCUUCGUGAGAAUGGGGCGGAUCGGGACAGGCCCGAGCUCAUGAGCCGCCUCGGCACCCUGGAGAACAAGCUCCUCACCAACGACCAGAACCUAGCCGCUGUCACCGGCCAAAACGGCGGCAUAAUGAUCGAGGUCACUGUUCCCAUCAGCCACGACGUCAAGGAUAUGCCCAUGGUCUUGCUCGUGUCGCGCAUCUUCGACCGCCAGCCCGCCGAUGCACAGGCUGAUAUCGAUGCCCACAUGUCGAUCUGGACCGAGAAGGCUGCUCUGCAGGAUCUCAAGGCAUACCAGCACAGGUUGAAUUCCGCUGCCACCGGCGCGUUGCGCAAGCAGGACUUCGACCUAGACGAGGCGUUCGAGGCGUGGAAGCGGUCGGAGGCACCUCAUCUCUCACAGAUACUCCUCGACAUCCUCACAGCGAAGCCUGAACUGGCCAAAGCCUCCUCCUCGUCCGCCUCGGCAUCUACGGGCCUCGAUAGCAAACCUUUACCAGGACGACCGCAGUCAUUUUAUGGGGACGAUCAAGCAUAUGCUGACCUGGGCAGAGCCAUCGCCAGUGGCGAUUAUUCGAGUCCCACGCUCGACCAUUCCCUAAGCCUAAGCUCCCUAUCGCUGGACGAUGCCCCGAGCACAAUCCGGACCGUUGACGACCCUACGUACACGUUCAUACCCCCAGAUCCCCGGGCUUUCUAUAAAUCGAUCCUCUCUUACUGUAUGGAUCAUGAUCAUCGCAAUUCAGACCCCGAGCUACCGUAUGCACCGUUAUCCAAACACACCGUGGAAUUUCUGGUCGAGCUCUGUGUAUACUGGCGGGUGCCUCAGUUCUCGAGGCUGGUCGCGUUCCUAGAAGUAGCAUCCAGGCGUUUCCUCGAUCAUAGAAUAGGGGUGGAUGAGCUGGCCAUCUGCUUGGACUUUGUCAAGAGCGCGGGAACGGAAUUCAAGAAGCCUCCUCACAUUGAGCAGUAUGCCGUUGGGCUCACCGGGAUCGACCGGUCACUCUGGACGCUCCACGAUUACGCCGCCCAUCAGCACACAUUGCAACUCCUUCAUGAUGCGCUCUUGCGGGAUCUCUACGAUCAGCUCCAAGGAUGCUACGGCCAAAGUCCUCCCAAUAUCGGGAUGGUUAUGCACCUCCUCGAAAACCACGUCCAAAAUGACCCCGGUUUCUCGCCGCGGUCUGGGCAAAUGGAGGACUUUGCUACCCAGGUCAGCGAACGGCUCCGGAGAUCUGCACAGGAACUCUAUACGGCCAUCGUCGAGGCUAAAUUGCCAGAUGACGCCGCGGCGUGGCAAUUCUGCCAUGUUGUGGAGAUGGGCAAGCUGGUGGUCAGCCGCAUUACCAAGAUCCAAAAGCGGUACAGGAACGCGCCGGAAAUCAUGGGGGUGAGGCCACUGGCCAUACUCGUGGAGAGUACGCUUCCGUUGUUCGAAAAAGACGCAGAACAUAUCAUCGCAAAGUCCAUUGAGACCGCCCAAACUAAUGGAGAGGAGAUUGACAUCCAGGACGGGUUCGACUUGUACCGAGAGCUUGUGACGCUGCGUGGCCACCACCGCCAGUACCUACCAAACCAGCCCUUCGCAUUCGACGUCGAGGCUUUACUGGAAGGCUUCGUGUGGAGGUGGAUUAAGACCACAGAGGGUAGAAUGCAAGAGUUCGUCGAGAAUGCCAUCAAGCAAGACAACUUCGGAGUUAGGCCUUCGAAUGCGGACCAACCGCCUCUAGAUGCCGAACGGCACAGCGUUUCCAUUGUCGACCUGUUCAUGCUGUUUAGGCAAACAGCUGCCCAGAUCGAGGAUCUGCACUGGGAGAACGAGUAUCAUCACGCCCGCUUCAUGACGCGGCUGGCUCAUUCGUUCGCUGUGGGGAUCGAAAAGUACUGCGAGCUGGUCAGUAAGAUUUUCGCCGCAGAUAUGGACCGGCCCUCGCCCGAGGAGCUCGCCACCGCGUCUCGGACAGCACAGGAAAAGUUCCUCAAGUAUGCCAAAGAUGCCUGGAACUCCAAGGAGAAGCCCACCCCUUACAACUUCAACUCACAGGUUUUUGUCAUGCUCAACAAUAUCGAGUACGCCAAGCAAGAGCUCGAUAAGCUGGAAAGGUCAAUAAAUGUGGAUAUGUGUGCCGAGAUCAUCCGUCAGGUGGAAGGUCCCAAAGCGCAGCCCAGGAAACCCAACAAGUAUAACUUUACGGUCAAGGUCGUGGAGGCCGAGGACCUCAAGGUGUGCGACACGAACGGAUUCAGUGAUCCUUACGUCGUCCUGGUGGACGAGUGCCAGAAUCGUCUUCACAAAACUAGAGUCAUCCGUAAGAACUUGAAUCCGCGUUGGGAUGAGACCAUAGACAUCACGGUAACGGCGCCGAUCACCAUCCUCGCCACGAUAUGGGACGACGACAUGUUCGGGGAUCACGACUACGUUGGGCGGACGUCAUUUAAGCUAGACCCGCUGCACUUUAGCGACUACAUCCCCCGAGAAGUCUGGCUCGACCUUGACUCCCAGGGCAGGCUCCUGGUGAAGAUCAGCAUGGAAGGCGAGCGAGACGACAUUGAGUUCCAGUUUGGCAAGGCAUUCAGGGACUUGAAACGCACUGAACAGUCCAUGGUCCGGAAGAUUACUGACAAGCUUCGGGACCAGAUCAACGCGACCAUUUCGCUUGAGACGCUCCGAAACCUUCUCAAGAGCGGUGGCAUCGGCGCGUCUGUGACGAGCCUUUGGAAGAAGAGGGCUUCGACGAUGCCGGUAGUGCUGACACGGCAAGACAUCGAAGACUCACUGGGGCCUCUCUGCGACUACUUCUUCGACAACUUUUCCGUCAUGAGUCAGACAUUGACGAAAGACACGAUGCGGUCCGUCAUGCUUCGCCUCUGGAAGGAGGUCCUCCUGGCCGUCGAGGGCCUUCUGGUGCCGCCCUUGUCGGACAAGCCAUCGGAGCAGCGACAACUCAGCCAGAAGGAGAUGGACACGGUGUACAUUUGGCUGGACACGCUCUUCAAGUUCUUCAACGCCAAGGACGAGACGGGAGCGGAGCUGGGCGUCUUACAGAACGACCUCAAGUCGCCUAAGUGGCACGAGCUGGCGACGCUCAACUUCUUCUACUUCGAGGAUACCAACAACCUAAUCCGCGAGUCGGAGCGCAUAGCGGCGGCUACGGCACAGCGGGCGCAGCAGGCGCUCAUGCAGCACAGCCGGCUCUCGGCGCCGGUGUCCCUGGGCCCGGCUCCCACGACGGGGGCGGCGGCGUUCGGGAGCAUGGGCACGAUCCGGCGCGGGAAGAGCAUCAUGAUGAGCCGUAACCUGGGGACGAUGCGGCGGGCCAAGGAGGAGAAGCGCAAGGAGGCGCAGGCGGACCCCAACGACGACAUGAUCCUGCGCAUUCUCCGCAUGCGACCCGAGGCGACGUGGUACCUCAAGGACCGCAGCCGGCAGAAGGAGCGGCAGUCGGCGGCCACGGCUGCGGCUAUGAUUGUGAGGAACAGCGUUCAUCAGGGAUGGGCCACGGGGAGUGCGGCAAGCGCGCGGUCUUCUCCUAGGCGCUGAAGAGAGGCAGGCAAGGAAUGACUUUAGCAGGCUCGGAAGAUGAUGGACACAUCCAGAGUCGUGUGUGUGUUGUAUUUUUUUUACGGCAUGAAUGGGG
Messenger RNA from Sodiomyces alkalinus F11, 4491 nucleotides. RefSeq lists its product as hypothetical. The transcript has 3 exons. The record is from RefSeq and is a predicted model, not a curated record. The coding region runs from base 285 to 4394 and encodes 1369 amino acids. Lineage: Eukaryota; Fungi; Ascomycota; Sordariomycetes; Glomerellales; Plectosphaerellaceae.